Molecule: messenger RNA, 888 nt
Organism: Nymphalis io (European peacock)
Lineage: Eukaryota; Metazoa; Arthropoda; Insecta; Lepidoptera; Nymphalidae
Product: protein RER1
Exons: 5
Coding region: 190-777 (195 amino acids)
Biological process (GO): protein retention in ER lumen; retrograde vesicle-mediated transport, Golgi to endoplasmic reticulum
Cellular component (GO): Golgi membrane
Source: RefSeq, a predicted model, not a curated record
AGACGUCUGAUGAUGAUGACAAGAUCGUUAAAAACGAAGAAUAUUAGUGUGAUUUCUGAAUUAGAUUAAAAUAAAAUAAGUACUUACCUACGUAAAAUCGUGCGAAUAUAGUUAAUUAUAACAAUAUAUUUCCUGUUUAUCUGUGGUGCUUCAUGUACACAAUUAUACAGUUUUGAAUUACGUACAAAAAUGAUGGACGGAAAUGAUAUAGCCUCUGAACCGAGUAGAAGAGGUAUCAUAUCUCAAGGAUGGACCAGAAUUUCCCAAAUAUAUCAAGGUCUCCUAGACAAAUGGACACCACACACUAAAAGCAGAUGGGUUGCUUCUAUAUUACUCUUAGCAAUAUUUGUUCUCAGAAUAUGUUUAAAACAAGGCUGGUAUAUAGUAACAUAUGCCUUAGGUAUAUAUCAUUUAAAUCUUUUUAUUGCAUUCCUAACACCAAAAAUUGAUCCUGCUAUGGAUUUUGAUGGUGAUGAUGAAAAUGGACCUGCACUCCCAACGAGAUCUACAGAAGAGUUUCGACCAUUCAUUCGAAGGCUACCUGAAUUUAAAUUUUGGCUAUCUGUUACGAAGAGCACAAUUAUAGGGUUUCUCUGCACAUUUAUAGAUGCAUUCAAUAUUCCAGUAUUCUGGCCUAUAUUAGUCAUGUACUUUAUUACAUUAUUCUGUAUAACGAUGAAGAGACAAAUAAAGCAUAUGAUUAAGUAUCGAUACUUACCAUUCACCCACAGCAAACCUAAAUACAGGACUGUGGACUCAACAGUAUCUGUAAACUGACGGCGUCUGUUAACCUACUUAUACAAUACCUAAAACAGUGUGAGAAAUAAAAUGAAUUAAAAAACUGUUGUAUGCAAUUGUUUUUAGAAAUACAGUUUUUAUUGUAAUGUU